UUGUUAUUUUCGUUCUGUUCGUUCACAAAACCGAUCCAAAUCGCAUUCCAGCAAGCAUCACAGAAUCCUCAUCGUUUACCGUUACGACGAGUGACCACUGCGAAAGGUAACACAAUCGUGAGUGUUUCGCCCACUUCGAAGCAAUUUAAAUACAAUAUCGAAGUAUUGGAUGCAAUGAGUGAGUUGAAUAAUGCAAAUAAGAUGCCCGCAAUGGAUGAG
This is a messenger RNA of Anisakis simplex (herring worm), 219 nucleotides long. The record is from the annotation of a GenBank genome assembly. Lineage: Eukaryota; Metazoa; Nematoda; Chromadorea; Rhabditida; Anisakidae.